AUGCGCGUCGGAUGUCGUAUAGAUGGCGUUAACAUUAAUAACAUAAGUUACGCUGACGAUAUGGUGCUGCUCAGCCCAACGGUGGGAGGCCUAAGUGAAAUGUUAAAGGCCGCUGGUAAAAGUCACAAUAUUGCAGUUAAUGUUACCCUUAAUGGCAUGAACGUGAAACGAGUCACUAAAUUUAAAUAUCUGGGGCAUAUUAUUACUAGUGACCUCAAGGAUGAUGCUGACAUUGAAAGGGAGCGCAGGGCUCUAGCGGUUAGAGGUAAUAUGUUGGCUCGCAGGUUUUCCCGUUGUACAAAACAAGUUAAGAUUACGCUUUUUAAAGCAUACUGCCAGAGCGUAUACACGGGGAGCCUGUGGGUCAAAUACACCAAAAGAUCGCUUGAAGCCCUGCGCAUCCAAUAUAAUAAUAUAUUCAGGAUGCUGUUGGGACUGCCUCGUUUUUGUAGUGCAUCAGGGAUGUUUGCUGCAUACCAAACAGACGGUUUUAAUGCCAUCAUACGCAAAAAAACCGCAUCCCUUAUUAGCAGGGUACGAGCCAGUCACAACAGCAUUCUGAGUACCGUAACUGAUAGAUAUACAUCGCCGAUGUGGAAAUGUCUUGUGCAGAGACUGAUUACUGGGCCCUAUCCUCCCCCAUGA
Molecule: messenger RNA, 645 nt
Organism: Parnassius mnemosyne (clouded apollo)
Lineage: Eukaryota; Metazoa; Arthropoda; Insecta; Lepidoptera; Papilionidae
Source: the annotation of a GenBank genome assembly